UCUUGUUACUGUCUGGUUGGUCUUCUGACAGUUUCGUGUCUAUCAUGUCUGGACGAGGCAAACAGGGCGGCAAGGCUCGCGCCAAGGCCAAGACCCGCUCCUCCCGGGCCGGCCUGCAGUUCCCUGUGGGCCGCGUGCACCGCCUCCUCCGCAAGGGCAACUACGCGGAGCGGGUGGGCGCCGGCGCCCCGGUGUACCUGGCGGCCGUGCUGGAGUACCUGACGGCCGAGAUCCUGGAGCUGGCUGGCAACGCGGCCCGCGACAACAAGAAGACUCGCAUCAUCCCGCGCCACCUUCAACUGGCCAUCCGCAACGACGAGGAGCUCAACAAGCUGCUAGGCCGCGUGACGAUCGCUCAGGGCGGCGUCCUGCCCAACAUCCAGGCCGUGCUGCUGCCCAAGAAGACCGAGAGCCACCACAAAGCCAAGGGCAAAUGAGACCCUUUUACAAAGCAUUGAUAAUUCAUCAAAGGCUCUUUUCAGAGCCACCUA
Mesocricetus auratus (golden hamster) is the source of this 491-nucleotide messenger RNA. RefSeq names its product histone H2A type 1-E. Lineage: Eukaryota; Metazoa; Chordata; Mammalia; Rodentia; Cricetidae. The transcript has a single exon. Gene Ontology annotation, molecular function: structural constituent of chromatin; DNA binding; protein heterodimerization activity. The coding region runs from base 45 to 437 and encodes 130 amino acids. Gene Ontology annotation, cellular component: nucleosome. The record is from RefSeq and is a predicted model, not a curated record.